Molecule: messenger RNA, 1005 nt
Organism: Psylliodes chrysocephalus
Lineage: Eukaryota; Metazoa; Arthropoda; Insecta; Coleoptera; Chrysomelidae
Source: the annotation of a GenBank genome assembly
AUGAGUGAUUUUUCUGUUGAAAUUCAGAAUAAAAUUUUUCAAAAACAGAUUAUAUAUCAAGGAUGCAGCGUACCUUUGAAAGAUGUGAUUCAUAUUGAUAACUACAAAUUAAAUGAUGAUAUUAUCGAUGAACCUACUUUAUUAACAUUAUUAUCAAUUGAUAAGAAAGUAUUAAUAAUUAAUAAUACACUCGAAAAUUUCGAAGUAAUUCCGUUAUAUGUAAAUAGAACCUUUAUCGAAAUCAAUAAAGAGAAAUAUCCUGAUUAUUAUGAAAAUACGAGUAUAGAGUCUAGCAACGAGUUAUCUGAAGAAGAAUUUUGUUCCAAAAUUACUGAUCAAUCAAAUAAUAAAUUUAUUACAUUAAUUGAUUUUCCAGGAAUGGGAAAAUCUACUAUUCUAAACAGAUUAUGUCAAUUGCUUCGUAAAACCCAAUAUUGGAUAAUAAAAAUUAAUCUGAAUGAACAUACUAAAAUUUUAUUUAAACUUUCUAAAGAACAUAGAAGGUCUAUUUCAUUGGAUGAAUUUUUAGAUUUACUUCAAUAUCCAGAUGCUCUAGAUGAAAUUAGUCCAGAAUAUUCUGACUUAGUUUUAAAUUCAUUAAUAUCUAUAGCUAGUAACGAUAAUAUUCGGAAGAUUGUCCUAACAUCAAGACCUCAUAUCUUAAAACAUUUGAAGGAUAAAAAUAUGGAAUGUAGUGUAUUUGCUCUCCAAAAAUUUUCUAAAGAAGAAAAUAUCGACUACCUUUCUAACUUGUGGUGCAACAAAUUAAAUAUUGAACCUGACCAAAGCAGUUAUAAACAAAUAAAAGAAUUCGCUAAUAAUUUAAUCAGAGAGUUGGAGAGUAUGACAGACAUUUUUAAAAUCGCGUAUGAAGAAUUUGAAACAACAAUACAGACAGACUUAGAAAUAUUAGAUAGUUCUGAAGAAAGUUCACGUUCUGAAUUUGAGAAUAGUUAUGUUAUUAUACCUUUAUUGAGAAGGCUAAAAUUCUUAUUUUUACCGUAA